AUGGCACUUAGUGUGGAAGAAGAUAAAAUGCUAGAUAUUCAUGCUUGUUAUGAACUAGGUGUGAAUGUACACUUGGGCAGUGAUGUGGGUGAGAAUCUAGUAGAUCCCACAGAAGACAUGCCUUUGAAUCAGGAUGAGGAACCUAAUGAUGGCAGUGAGAAUGAACCUAAUGGUGGCAGUCAGAAUGAACCUCAUGGUGCCAGUGUGAAUGAACCUCAUGUUGCCAAUGAGAAUGAAAGUGCAAAUGGGGAAGAUGCUGCUGAUGAUUAUGAUGAGAAUGGAGAAGGAGCUGUUGAUGAUAAUUUAGAAAAGGGUUCUGAUGACAGUGGCUUGGUGGAUUCUGACUACAGCUCUGAUUCUAGUAUGAAUAGAGAUGGGGAUGUGCAGCUAGAAGAUAUUGCUGCAGUUGAAAGAGAAGACAAUGCAACUGCUGAUGGUAUAAAUGAGGCAGUGAAUGAUGCUUCUGCAGGUGCAAAUGUGGGUUUAGAUGAGGCUGGUAAUGAUUCGUUUCAGGCAGAAUCUCAUGAGUUGCAUUCAUCAUUUGAUGACUCGGAUGCUGAGUCACAGAAACCUAGGUUUUCUGAGUUCAAGGAUGAGAACAUUAAAGAUCUAGUGUUUGAAAUUGGCAUGCAGUUCAAGAGCUUUUCUCAGUUUAAAGAGGCAUGA
Molecule: messenger RNA, 666 nt
Organism: Mercurialis annua (annual mercury)
Lineage: Eukaryota; Viridiplantae; Streptophyta; Magnoliopsida; Malpighiales; Euphorbiaceae
Exons: 1
Coding region: 1-666 (221 amino acids)
Source: RefSeq, a predicted model, not a curated record